AUGCAGCGUCUCAGCUCGUUCGCUCGAUCUCUCAGCGGAAACAGCAGAGCAGCUGAAGUUGACGACAGUAAACCUCAACCGACAAACAAAACUUUGUUUCAAUCGUUCGAAUGGUAUCUGCCUGGCCCAGAGGACUCUUCGGCAGAAUCUCCAUCGCACUACACGCUCUUGACAAAUUUGCUUCCACAUCUAUCAGCCAUUGGAAUCACCCAUCUCUGGCUACCACCAGGCUGUAAGGCGACGAACCCGCAAGACAACGGAUAUGCUAUCCACGACCUGUGGGACCUUGGCGAAUUCGACUCCAAGGGUAGUCGACGAACGAAGUGGGGAACUCGCAAAGAGUUGAAUGUUUUUUGUGCCAGAGCAAAGGAGUCCGGUAUUGCGGUGAUGUGGGAUGCCAUCUUGAACCAUAAAGCCGGUGCCGAUGACAAAGAAGUGGCGCAUGGAGUCAAAGUGGAUUUAAAAGACCGAACGAAGCAGAUAUCCCAGCCACGUGAACUAGAGGCUUGGACCUCGUUCACUUUCCCGGGGAGGGCAGGAACCUACUCUGAUAUGAAGUACGACUGGCGCCACUUCUCGGGUGUUGAUUACGAUGCUCGUUCGCAAGACCAUGGAAUUUUCAAAUUUGUUCGAAAAGGCGAAGAAGGUCGGGGCGACUGGGCAGGUGAUGUUAGUACUGAGCUAGGCAACUAUGACUACUUGAUGUUCGCCGACGUCGACCAUUCGCAUCCCGCUGUUCGGGAUGACAUCCUCGAAUGGGGUUCGUGGAUCACAUCUUCACUUAAUCUGGGUGGAAUGCGACUGGAUGCAAUCAAACACUACUCGCUGUCGUUCCUGCGGGACUUCAUUGCCCAUAUUGAUAAACACCACCCGAACCAGUUUUACGUUGGCGAGUACUGGGAUGCAAAAACCGAAGUCUUGGAGAAGGUCAUUCGAAAGUUCCAUGGACGGCUUAACCUCUUUGAUGUGCAGCUCGUCUACACAUUCAGUGAUUACUCCAAAGGAAGGAUGAUCGACCUGAGAGCGAUUUUGGAUGGGUCUUUAGUUCAAAAGGACCCUGCUCAUGCUGUUACUUUCGUUGCAAACCACGAUACCCAAGAGAUGCAAUCUCUAGCUGCACCAGUGGAGGAAUGGUUCAUACCCCUCGCAUAUUCGCUAAUUCUCCUGCGUCAUAAUGCCGGAACGCCGUGUGUGUUCUGGGGUGAUGUUUUCGGCAACCACGGUCCUCGACCGAGAUUCCCAGCUACUGGGGGUAAGCUUGUACGCCUCAUCGCGGCGAGAAAGCUCUAUGCGUACGGGCCUCAAAGGGACUAUUUCGAUAAAGUUGAUUGUAUCGGAUGGACAAGAUUGGGACACAGAUCUCAAUCGGACGGUGCUGGCCUUGCAGUUCUCAUGACCAAUAGCUGGGAUCGCAGGUCUAAGCAGAUGUUUGUUGGACAAAGACACGUUGGAGAGAGUUGGAAGGAUGUUCUCGGCUUUGAAGACCGAGAAGUUGUGAUUGACUCGAAAGGGAUGGGGAGUUUCCCGGUUGGUCAUCGGUGCGUUGGUGUCUGGGUCAACAAACUGGCACCAGGCUUCGAGAACUUGAGCCGAUUCACCUUCCCGAGAUUGGCACAGGCAAUACCUCCGAUCACAAAUCUGCCAGUCUGA
This is a messenger RNA of Exophiala bonariae, 1650 nucleotides long. RefSeq lists its product as uncharacterized. Bases 1 to 1650 code for a protein of 549 amino acids. Gene Ontology annotation, molecular function: calcium ion binding; hydrolase activity, hydrolyzing O-glycosyl compounds. The transcript is spliced from 5 exons. The record is from RefSeq and is a predicted model, not a curated record. Gene Ontology annotation, biological process: carbohydrate metabolic process. Lineage: Eukaryota; Fungi; Ascomycota; Eurotiomycetes; Chaetothyriales; Herpotrichiellaceae.